AUUUUCAAUUUUUCCGUGCAAUUCUUCUUCCCUGCACUCGCACACUCACCAACACAUCAUCGUGUCAAAUACCAACGAAAGCAACUACUCACGCAGUUUCUUCUUCUUCUUCUUCUCCUGCGCUUCGUCUCAAUCUCAAGCGUCAAUUCUCCAUCGCCAAUCCUCUCUUUCUGCUGAUUUCGGACUCGUCACUUACUUGGGUUUUGCAUGUAUAUGCUGAUGAAGGUGAAAUGAUGCUCUCAGCGGCAAUAAUUACUUUUGGACGCUGGACAUAAGGCGUGAUGGGCGGUUGCUGUUGUUGUUGUUGUUCUGCUAAGGAGACUGUGUUGAGCGCUCCACCUGCGUACUAUUAUCAGUAUCCAAGAGCAUCAGAAGAGCAUGUUCCUCUAUCAUCUCACCAGGGUGCUGCUUCUGCUUUCUCUGGGCGGCUCUUGGUUGAUACUAAUCUAGAUACUUCAUCUCCUGAUACUUAUAGACCUCCCCCUGCUCCUAUCCCUUUCAAUGUUACCUUGGGUACCACUCAAACUCCACCUGCGGCUCAAGAAAUUCGUAGUGACAAGAAUAAUACUUCCUUGCAUUCUACAAAUUCUAAUGCAAUUCAAGAACCAGUUGCUGGAGACAAUCAUGGGACCUCGGCUAAGUUGGAAGAGCUGAAGGAAUCAGACUGCAAAGUUCAAACCGAUCUAGAGCUAGAUUCUGCAAAGGGUUCCGAAAUUGAACUUGCAAAGUCGGGAAAACCUAUAGAUGUAGUAGAAGAGGAGGAUACAUGCCCAAUUUGUUUAGAAGAAUAUGAUGCAGAGAAUCCAAAACUCGCAACAAAAUGUGACCAUCAUUUUCACCUUGCGUGCAUUCUGGAAUGGAUGGAAAGAAGUGAGACUUGCCCUGUGUGCGAUCAGGAUUUGGUUUUCGACCCUCCCAUUGAAUAAGACAUCAACGUGGGAGUUCAAAUAUACUGCGUAGUGUUUGAGAAGCAAGGUUACAAAGUCAUGAGUUUGAUAUGAUAGCAACCCGAGCUUAUGGCUGUAUUUUGAUUGUUUCGUUUUCCGAGUUUUCUGGGUUUAUUCCAUUUUUUACUCAGUCCCCUGCGUUGCAGCAUACAGGAAAUUAAAGGAAAUAUUCUCUGUUUAUAGUUUUAUCAAUUAGAAUGUUUUAAAGUGAUAGCUGGAUACUACAAGCGAAAACAGCUGGCGAUAUGAUUUUUCGAAUAGAUUGUAAGACUUUUGUUACAUUGUCAAAGAAUGGUAGGAUGUUCUCACUCUGGUGGUACUGCUUUCAUCUUAUAUAUAUGUAUAGGGUGGGAAUAGGAGCAAUUCUUGUUUGAGUUAUUACUUUCAAUAACUUUUUUGUAUAUAUUAAAUUUCAAUAAUCUAGUAGUUGCAUAUUUUGAUAUUA
Molecule: messenger RNA, 1392 nt
Organism: Glycine soja
Lineage: Eukaryota; Viridiplantae; Streptophyta; Magnoliopsida; Fabales; Fabaceae
Product: probable E3 ubiquitin-protein ligase RHB1A
Exons: 5
Coding region: 282-926 (214 amino acids)
Molecular function (GO): ubiquitin-protein transferase activity
Source: RefSeq, a predicted model, not a curated record